Westerdykella ornata is the source of this 1250-nucleotide messenger RNA. RefSeq lists its product as uncharacterized. Lineage: Eukaryota; Fungi; Ascomycota; Dothideomycetes; Pleosporales; Sporormiaceae. The transcript has a single exon. Bases 83 to 1069 code for a protein of 328 amino acids. The record is from RefSeq and is a predicted model, not a curated record.
CCUCCUCGCUCUUGUCCAGAGCAAACCAACCCGCCUCACCUCUGCUCCACUAAAUAGCCGCCUUCACCACCUCCAUAUCUUAAUGGCGGACCCGCCAGUUAACAGCUUCUUCACUCGGCUCAACUACGAAGUCCGGGUCCAGAUCUAUGCGUACCUGGAGAUUCCCGGCAAAUGUGCAAGAGGCUUCAUCCUGUCAUGCCGCCAAGCGUACGAUGAAUCCGUCCUGGAGACAAAGAGCCGUUUGCUUCGUCUCAAAACUGAGUUCGAAAAGAACACCGGAAGCGAAGCCACCUUAUCCGACUUCAGCGCCGCGACGAGCCUUGCUCAACUGCGAAAUGUCCGGAUAGAUAUCUUGUACUCGAGCCUAAACAACCAUAACAACCGUUGUGGGGCGUUCCGCGCAGGUUUCGAUGUUUUAUGGCGGUCCCUUCUGGAACUGAAUCUGGACAGUCUGGUGAUCAUGGUUAAUGGGAGCGACGAUGGCAUUUACCAAAAAUGGAGCCCUAGUAUUGUGCCAGAAAAUAUAUUCUCUACGGCUUUAGUCGGUUCAUUUAGGGAAAGGAUGAGCCGGUGGGUAAGGGAAAACGACUUGGUAUAUGAGACGAAUGGACUCACCCCGCCUCCUUUUAAACAUGUAACCAUAGCAUGGGACUUUCGACAUGGAGGCAGAAAUGACGAAAGAUGUCUGAGCGGAAGUUGUUGGGCGUAUGUCGGAAAACAUUGCGUGAGCAGAUGCUAUUGGCUCCGAACAUACCAACGUGGGAUGACCGGACAGCUUGUCUGGACGGCUGAAGAACGACAUGGGAUUGAAAUGGGUACCAGUACCAUUUGCUUCCUGCCUAGAUUGGCUCACACAGAUGACGAAGUCCUUGUGACUUGUUCAAAAAAGGGUCUCCAAAUACCUGCGCAAUUUGGCCAAAUCCUCACCCUAAAACCAACGAUACAUGUACCAACCAGAAACCGGCUCGCAAAUGAGGCAACCAGACAAAAGUGCGGUUUCAAAACUUUUCUACCGCAAAGGCGCAAGGAUAAGGAGGCAAACAGAGAGCAGGAGCAAUUUCACCGGUAGGGUGUUCACCUGCUGGUUUCUUAGAUGAAGGUCAUUGGAUUAGCUUGCCGAUUGGGAACGUUCCUUCGGCGAAUAACCAACGGCGGGCUCUCAAACUGUGGUUUCUCCAUGUACUUAGCCCCGGUGACGGUUAGGCGUCCAUCUUCCCAAAACAAAUUCGCGAACUUUGUAUCGCUUCAAA